Molecule: messenger RNA, 2466 nt
Organism: Phymastichus coffea
Lineage: Eukaryota; Metazoa; Arthropoda; Insecta; Hymenoptera; Eulophidae
Product: adenosine kinase-like
Exons: 5
Coding region: 756-1901 (381 amino acids)
Biological process (GO): purine ribonucleoside salvage
Cellular component (GO): cytosol; nucleus
Molecular function (GO): adenosine kinase activity
Source: RefSeq, a predicted model, not a curated record
UUUUCCCUUUUUGGCUAACAAUUUCCCAUCAAAACCCGGGGGCUAUCUUCGCAGUCCUUUGCAUUCGGCAUAUGUUGAAAUUCAGGCUAUUAUCGCGAUUUUCUUAUCUGAAAGCAGUGAUCAAGAAUUAAAUUGUAGAUGAUUAUUACGGCAGGAAUUAAAUAUGGUCCAUUAAGGAUUCUUAACAUUUGGUGAAAGCAUGCGAAAUUCAACAGUAUAUCGUACACCGCGCUUAACCACGUCCGUCAACAGCACAAAUCUAGUUGAUGUAUCACGUAAACAUGAUUAUAUAAAAACAUCUGUUGUAAAUACACAAUAAUAUUUCCGAAACACACGACACUGUAAAAAAAGUACUGCGAAUCCGUGUUUAUUAGAAUUCGAAUUUCUCACUAAUAAUUCACCACAAUUUUUUGCAGAAUUGCAAAUAGCUAUAUAUAAUAGACGAUAUAUGUGUUCCACCCUGCACAAGACAACGAACAUCGUCUGCUAUUAAGAUAUAUAGUAGUCGACAGUCGUCUGCUAUGGCCGUACGCUGUAUCACGGCACCGUAGCUCUCCUGUAAAUAGUGUGUAAAAUUAUAAUAUUAAGACUGCGGGUAAUACGCAUACGCGCCUUUUGGGCGUCUCUGUCUGAAGGACAACUCGGAAAAAAUCCAUAUAGCAAAGUCAACACGCAUGCUCACGUGGUUAAUUAUACUGCACUUGUGAUAUCGCGCCUCGCGUGGACGUUCGUAUUGUUUCUUGAUACAACUUUUCAUGGUCAAUAAUAAUUUAGUCAAAAUUAUUGAUAGCAACAUGUCAAUGAAAGAAAAAAUAGCAAAACUUCAACACCCAAUUGUUAUGGCCUUUGGCAAUCCAUUGCUCGAUGUACUUAUAAUCAAUGAUGAAGAUAAUUUGUUAACAAAGUAUAAUUUGAAAAUUGAUGGACAAACUGAAUUAGAUCGGAAGAAAAUAGAUCAGCUGUUUAACGACUUACCUAAUGAGUCAAAAAGAAUAACAAGUGCUGGUGGCUGUGCUUUGAAUACUGUAAGAAUAUUACAACAUUUAUGUGGUAGAAAAAAUGGACCAAAAAUGUGUAUCUACUAUGGAGGUCUAGGUAAUUGCACUAGAGGAGAAACAUUGAAAGAAUUAGUAAAAUUAGCAAAUGUCGAUGCAAGGUAUGCUAUUCAUCCAUCAUUACCAACUGGAAUAUGUGUUUCUAUUAUCAAAGACACCUAUCGAAGUUUAGCAGCUAAUUUGGGGGCAGCUGGAAUUUACACCCUUAACGAUCUCAACAAAACAGAUCUACCUCUUGAUUGUGUUAGGAUUAUUUACAUUGAAGGUUUUUUUAUAACUCACAGUAUGGAUGUAGCCAAGGCAGUUGUAGAAAAAGCACAAGAAAAAGAUAUAAUAUUAGCAUUUAAUCUCAGUGGAACUUAUGUUUUCGAGGAACACUGCAAUGAAAUUUGUGAAAUGGUUGGUUUAGCCAACAUUAUUUUUGGAAAUGUAGAAGAAAUGAUAGCCUUAGCAGAAUCAUUAAAUCUCCAAUACAGUAAUUCUGCUGACAUUCCCUUUCUUUUGAAUAAUUUAAAAAGAGUAACAGUAAAUGCAUCAAAUUCCUGUAGCAAUAACUGGCUCAUAAGUGAUAGCAUUGUUGUAAUGACUCAAGGUGGGUCAGAUCCUGCUAUAGUAGUUUGGGGUCAAGGUAACCAUGCAAGUUGUGAUCCAAUGAAACCCACCUCACCUAUUGUGGAUACAACUGGUGCAGGAGAUUCUCUCGUAGCUGGGUUUUUGGCUGGAUUAAUCACUGAUCAAGAUCCAGAGACUUGUUUGAAAUGGGGCUGUAAAGUGGCUGCAAAAGUAAUAACCAAUUUUGGUGCCACUAUAUCUGGAAAUGAUCUCCCAGAUGAUUUUUUGCAAUAACAUUCAAUUCUGUUUUACAUUUAUCAUAAAUCAGAAUAGAUUGAUCAGAAGGACAAGCUCAAGAUUUCUAGGUAGUACAAAACAAGUGCUAUGAUAAAAAAGUAUUAAUAUAUUUUCAUAUUGAUAAUUUUGUUGCAACUUCAAUUGACUCUUGCUGAUUGUGAUGGUCUAGAUCUUAUAUCUGAAACAGUACAAAUCAAAAAGCUGUUAAAUUAAAUGUAUACCAAUAAAACCAUGGCUCUGUUAUGGAAUACAGAAUGGAAAGCACACAAGUAUUUUAUUGGUAUAUGUGUGAAGGUCUCGUCAUUAUUUAAACGUUGGCUUUUUGAAUAAGAGUUUUUGUUUUUGAAAGUUUACGAAUCUAGUCUAUGCAUUGAAUCUGUACUUGAUUGCAUAUAGUUUGUUAUAAGAUUAAUGUCAUAAAAAAAAUAUAUAUAUAUACAAAUAUAAGAGUUGAUAUUUUACGUCAUAAGUAAAUAAAUCAAAAGUCUGCCUUGAAAAAUAUAUAAUAAUCGAAAUACUAUCUAUGUAAAUACACAGAAUAGAGUAAUAUGUUAUAAAUUUU